Messenger RNA from Saccharomycopsis crataegensis, 1164 nucleotides. It is a transcript of the gene TRM10, whose product is annotated as tRNA (guanine(9)-N(1))-methyltransferase. Gene Ontology annotation, cellular component: nucleus. Gene Ontology annotation, biological process: tRNA N1-guanine methylation. Gene Ontology annotation, molecular function: tRNA binding. The record is from RefSeq and is a predicted model, not a curated record. The transcript has a single exon. Bases 1 to 1164 code for a protein of 387 amino acids. NCBI's taxonomy places the organism in Eukaryota, Fungi, Ascomycota, Saccharomycetes, Ascoideales, Saccharomycopsidaceae.
AUGUUCAGUUACAUAAAGUCAUUUUUCACCAAGUACACACCUGGCCCAGUGGGAGAGCCUGAAGACAAGCACACUGAUAAUGGCGAACCUAACCAGAAUGCCGAAGUGGGGACCAAAAGAAAAAUGGUUGUUGACCAAGACAAACCCAAACCACCCCAACAGUUCAAAAGAGAGAAGUUGGCAGUUCCUCCAGGUAUGAGUAAGAACGCCUUCAAGAAACAACAAAAGAAGCUCUACCGAGACUCGAUGAUGGGAGAAUGGAGAAGAGCCAGAAAAGAACGGACCAAGGAGAGGAAAAAGCAAAAGAGGGAGCUUGUUGAAGAACGGGUUGCCAACGGAGAGGCCCGUGAAGAUGUUAUCGAAGAAAUGUAUAAAAAAAGGAUCCCUAAAUCCAAGAGAAACGAAACCCAAGUAGAUAGUAAAGUUAAUGUGGUGUUUGAUUGUUCGUUCAACCAUAAGAUGAAACAAGAAGAAAUUGCUUCGAUGGCCAGACAAAUCGCCAGAUCUUACAGUGAAAACCGAAGGGCCGAACACUUCAUUAACACCAAGUUGACCUGUUUUGAAGGGUCGUUGAAGAAAUAUCUUGGGCUGCAUCCAGGGUUCGAAAAAUGGGAUCAUUUCGAAUACGAAACCAAGGAUUUGGACGUCCUUGCCAAAGAAGGGAAACUCGAUUUGUCUAAAACCGUUUACCUUUCUGCAGACGAAGACGCUACCGUUGAUGAAUUAAAGGAAGAUUACACCUACAUUAUUGGGGGUAUUGUCGAUAAAGGCAGAUACAAGAAUUUAUGUUAUGACAAGGCCAAAGAGUUGGGGAUUCCAACCGCCAGAUUACCGAUCAAUGAAUAUUUCAAAAUCCGUGGUAGAAAAGUGUUGACCUCUUUGCACGUAUAUUUACUUUUAUCGAAAUGGUUGGAAUGUAAAGAUUGGAAAAAGGCCUUUGAUGAAGUUUUGCCUGAAAGAAAGCAUGAUGAUGAUGAUGAUGAUGAUGAUAAUAAUAAUAAUAAUAAUAAUGAAAAUAAUGAUUCAGAGACUACCAAACCAAAGAAGGAAACUGAAGAUGGAAUGGAAGUAGGAAAUGAAAAAGAAGAAACACCUAUUGAAGGUGAAGAAUCUAAGGAAAAAAAAUCUAAGCAAAAGUCUAAAAAAAAAUCCAAAUCUUCUUAA